Scomber scombrus (Atlantic mackerel) is the source of this 790-nucleotide messenger RNA. Its product is annotated as apoptosis regulator BAX-like. The coding region runs from base 173 to 790 and encodes 205 amino acids. Lineage: Eukaryota; Metazoa; Chordata; Actinopteri; Scombriformes; Scombridae. Gene Ontology annotation, biological process: mitochondrial fusion; extrinsic apoptotic signaling pathway in absence of ligand; positive regulation of apoptotic process. Gene Ontology annotation, cellular component: mitochondrial outer membrane. Gene Ontology annotation, molecular function: protein heterodimerization activity; protein homodimerization activity; channel activity. The transcript has 6 exons. The record is from RefSeq and is a predicted model, not a curated record.
UUUGCGGCUUGCAACGAUUAACGGAAAAUUGUUCCUUUUGUAGAAGCACCGAAGCUAACUUUGUGAGGUGUUUUUUUAACGGGACAGUACCGGAGGAGGAAGCGGAGGCUCCGAGGAAGCGGAGGAAAUUAUCCGAGAAGUUUUCUGAACUUACUUUUUUCUUCUUUACAGGAUGGCAAAUGAAGGAAACGGCAUGUCUGAUGAAAGAAUAGGAGAAGCCCUCAUCAAAGAGGUCAUACAGGAGGAGCUUAAGGAGGUGCCCUCAGACGAUGUCCCCCCUCUCACUCCUCUGGCCGUGGAAGUGAAGACGGAGCAGGAGCAGAAGAUGGUGACCCAGCUGGGCAAAAUGAUCCGCAUCAUCGGCGACAGGGUCCGAGACGACAAGGAGUUCCAGGACGCGAUAGACGGCAUCGCUCGUGGCUGCGGGACAGAAUCCACAUGGGACAGAUUCAAGAAAGUGGCGGAUAAAGUGUUCGAGCACGGCAUCACCUGGGAGAGGAUCGGCGUGCUCUUCUACGUCGCCGGCAGGCUGGCUCUCAGGAUGGUGGAGGCUCAUCUGCCUCAGUCAGUGAGGGAGGUCCUGAGGUGGACUGUGGAUUUCUUCAGAAACAAUCUGCUGGGCUGGAUUCGAGACCACGGAGGAUGGAUCAACAGUUUCUCAGAUCUGGCGUCGGCAUCCAUGCAGAGCGUGUCGUCAUUGAACCCCCACAGCUGCAACAUCAUCGUCAUCUUCGUCACUGGCCUGGUUGUAGGAAGCUUCAUUACCUGGAGGCUGAUCAGACGGCUCUGA